GGUACAGAGCAGCAUCAGCAUCGCUCUCCUCUCAGCGGCAGUUUUGCGCUAGACAAGUCGGAACAAUUUCUCACAUAUAGCUUCUUAUUGCACUCACAACUUUGCAUCUAAGAAGAGAGCUCCGGGAAUUAAUACCAUUUAUUCGAGGAAGGCGAGUCGGUCAAUACGCUGUCCCUUGAUCUUACAGCGCUCUGGCAAAGAUGCAUUUUGUAUCGGUUGUUAUACUGACGUGCACCUUACUUGUGGAAACAUCUUGGGGGACCAAGGCAGGCCAACCUCCUAAACCCCCAUGCAGACCAGGCUUCUCUGAGAGCUUCUACACUGUGUUUGUCUCGAGGGAUCUACUGCGAGGCCAGAGCAUUCUCAAAGACACCAGCCUAUCGAGUGAACGUGUAAAGUUUGAGGACUGCAAGCACAGUAAAGCAGUGGGCUUCGAGAGCAGUGACCCUAACUUCAGUGUGCGCCCUGACGGCUCGGUGUACGCGGAGCAGGAAGUGGCCAACCUGUCAGAACCGAUCCAGUUCAUGGUGACCGCCCGCGGAGGUCAUGACCCUCACAUCUGGGAGACCACGGUCAAGCUGGCCUUGUUUGGACACCAGCCCUCUGUCCCUGUGAGUCAGAUUGGAGUGGAGGAUAUGAUUGCAAGGGCCUGGGACUCUAAUCCCAGGGUUAUCAAGUUUCCACGGAAACAUCAAAAAAGCUCCUCUGCCAAUGGACUGAGACGACAGAAGCGAGACUGGGUCAUCCCACCAAUCAAUGUGCCUGAAAACUCCAGAGGACCCUUCCCACAAAUGCUUGUCAGAAUCCGCUCGGACCAGGACCUGGAGAAAGGGAUACGCUACAGCAUCACUGGAGCAGGGGCGGACCAGCCUCCCAUUGACGUGUACAACAUCGACCCUGUGCACGGCAAGAUGUUUGUCACCAGACCCCUGGACAGAGAGGAGAGGGCCUCCUACCAUCUGCGGGCCCAUGCUGUGGACAUGAAUGGGAACAAGGUGGAAAGCCCCAUAGAUCUAUACAUCUACGUCAUCGACAUGAAUGACAACCGGCCAGAGUUCCAGAACCAGGUCUACAAUGGCUCUGUGGCUGAAGGCUCAAAGCCAGGCACGUUGGUGAUGCAAGUGACAGCCAACGACUCAGAUGAUGACACCACAGCCAAUGGGAUGGUGCGCUACCGGAUCCUGUCCCAGACCCCCCACAUGCCCAUCCCCAACAUGUUCACCAUCAACAGUGAGACGGGAGACAUCUUCACCAUGGCUGCCGGCCUGGACAGGGAGAAAGUGUCCCAGUACAUCAUCAUCGUCCAGGCCACGGACAUGGAGGGGAACCUGAACUUUGGCCUGUCCAACACGGCCACCGCCCUCAUCUCUGUGACCGACAUCAACGACAAUCCUCCCGAGCUGACCGCCAGGACGUUUUCGGGGGAGGUCCCAGAGAACAGUGUGAAUGUGGUGGUGGCCAACCUGACAGUGAUUGACAGGGAUCAGCCCCACAGCCCUAACUGGGCUGCCCAGUACCGCAUCGCCAGCGGAGACCCCCAGGGUCACUUCCUCAUCCGCACCAACCCUAUCAACAACGACGGCAUGGUCACUGUGGUCAAGCCGGUGGACUAUGAGCAGAACAGGGCCUUCAUGCUGACUGUGAUAGUCUCUAACAAGGCCCCCCUGGCCAGUGGGAUCCAGUCUUCUCUCCAGUCUUCAGCGGGGGUCACCAUCUCCGUACAGGACGUCAACGAAUCCCCUGUCUUCCCCACCAACCCCAAGUCCAUCCGUUUUGAGGAGGGUGUCCCCGCAGGCACCACACUCACCGUGUUUGCUGCCCAAGACCCUGACCUCUUCAUCCAGCAAACUGUCAGGUACUCCAAGCUGUCUGACCCCGCUAACUGGCUGAGGAUCAACAGGACCAAUGGUCAGAUCACCACCAUGGCUGUGCUGGACAGGGAGUCUAUGUACGUCAGGAACAACAUCUAUGAGGCCACCUUCCUGGCUGCCGACAAUGGUAAGUCUGGUUCUCCCCCGGCCAGUGGAACAGGUACUCUGCAGAUCCAUCUGAUAGAUGUGAAUGACAAUGCUCCGGUGAUGAUGCCCAAGGAGGCCCAGUUGUGUGAACGCGCCAAUCCCCGCUCCAAGGUCAACAUCACAGCCUCCGAUGCCGACGCUGACCCCCAUGUGGGGCCCUUUGUGUUUGAGCUGCCCUCCUACCCCCCCAGCAUCCGACGCAACUGGACCAUCUCCAGGAUCAGCGGUGACUAUGCCCAGUUGAGACUGAGGAUUCCCUACCUGGAUGCAGAGGUGUAUGAUGUUCCCAUCAUCGUGUCGGACUCCGGUAACCCGCCCCUCUCUAACAGGUCCAUUAUAAAGGUCAAGGUGUGUCCGUGUGAUGACAACGGAGACUGUACUACCACCGGAGCUGUGGCUGCUGCCGGACUGGGGACCGGAGCCAUCAUAGCCAUACUCAUCUGUAUCAUCAUACUGCUUAUCCUGGUGCUAGUGUUUGUGAUGUGGAUGAAGCGCAGGGAGAAGGAGCGUCAGGCCAAGCCCCUGCUGAUCGACCCAGAGGACGACGUCAGAGACAACAUUCUGAAGUACGACGAGGAGGGAGGAGGAGAGGAGGACCAGGACUAUGACUUGAGCCAGCUGCAGCAGCCUGAGUCUGUGGAGCACAUAAUCAGUAAACCAGUGGGGGUGCGCAGGGUGGACGAGAGGCCCAUCAUCGCUGAGUCCCAGUACCCUGUCAGACCCAGCCUGCCCCACCCUGGAGACAUCGGAGACUUCAUAAACGACGGUCUGAGGGCGGCGGACAACGACCCUACGGCCCCGCCCUAUGACUCCCUGCUGGUGUUUGACUAUGAGGGCAGUGGCUCCACGGCCGGCUCUGUCAGCUCCCUCAACUCCUCUAGCUCAGGAGACCAGGACUACGACUACCUCAACGACUGGGGCCCCCGCUUCAAAAAGCUGGCAGACCUCUACGGCGGGGGAGAGGACAACUGAGAGAGGGGUGUGGGUGGGUACGGAGGGGGUCCGGGGGGAGGGAUUGGGGUCAGAUGCUCCUCGAAACCACAGGCAGGGCCCAAGCAGUACCACAUGAGAUAUUCCCAUAGUAGACCAGUGAGGAGAGGACGGAACCUAAGAGAGUGUUCUAGAAGACGGCCUGUGACCUCACAGGUUCUGCUGCUACUCUAUUCUGGCUUUUUUAGUGGCAAGUUUUUAGUGUGUUUUGUUUCUCACUCUACUGGACGUCGAGCUAUCUGGGGAUGCGAGACACUUCUGAGAGACAGGAGUGCUGACGCUCGUUUGGCUUGGAUGAUGAAAAGGAACAUGACAAACUCAUCUCCUUUUGGUUUAACGCUGAACACAAUGUACAGAAAGACACUCUUUCUCUCUCUCAACUUGAAUUUCCUUAGAACAGAAGCACUGUCAUUUUAUAAAGUGCCUUUUGUGGUGUGUUUUGUAUCGGACUCCUGCUAUCUCAGGGUUGGUUGCCAUUGGAGAAGUUUCGAGCGGCACACUCCCUUGUAACCUCCGCCGCCCCCCCCCCCCCCCCCCCCCCCCCCCCCCAACCUUCAUAUGAGUCCCUCUCCUCUGCUCUCUGAUGUCACAAGAACUGCUGUACCCAGCAGCAACACAGACGAGAGAACCACACAAUGAGGGCUGGCUGUAGGUAAAGAUCAGUUAUACUCCUUUUGGAGCGUUUUGGAGAAGUAUUACUAAAGCAACCCUCUGUCAGUGAUACCUGAUACAUCACUGGGCUGAUCGAAGACUUACCCAACCAUCAUCCGGUCAACACAACACUGACAUUGGAUGUGUGUAUGUGUGUCUGUUUUUAAAACUGAGGGGGGUUUCUAACAAACAGAGAAUGCCUGCCUUUCCUCUGUGAACUCAUGAGUCCAGGAGCCUAUACGCUCAGAUGCUUGCCUGCCCUGUACGGUUUUGUGUUGCUUUCCACACUGUAAAGCUUAUGUAGGCAUGAUCUGAAUAGUGAGAUAGUAUAACACAGUAAGACUUGAAAUGGCUUGGAAAGAAUGCACUGAUAAAGAAGAAUUAGAAGGAUUUUUCUGGCCUUGAACAUUCCCAUUUUUAGGUCAACAAAACUAUUGAGAGAUGCAUGAAUUAUUUUAUUUUUUAUGUUUUACUUAACGCACUUAUUCUUCUGUGGUGAGAAUGUGAAUAUACUCUGUAAAAAGACAUUCAAAAAAGAACAUGCUGUACGAUACCUAUUUUUGAAGUAUUCAUUUCAAAAAAAGUUGCUGCUCUAGCUAGCUCUUCAAUAGGCUGAAAGACGUUUUGGAACAGCUAUUUUCAAUGUGUGCGUGUGUUUCUUUUCUCAACUUUGUCAAGACGCUGUACGUUUGUUUCAGUUUAUCUUUUCUAUUUUUUUAUUUUUUGGGGGGUUGUUUUUUAAGAAUUAAGACAGCUUUGUUAUAAUCCUGUUUUUGUAUAUGUCAAAUGCAGCCCUCCCUCUUCUCUUGUGUCUUUGACGAACGCCUUUCUGUCUGCCUCUGGACUUGGGACUGUGAAAGGGUAAAACAGCCAUGUCUGUUGAUAGUUGUUCUAUUAUUAAGUGUAUCUGAAUCAUUUUCUUCAUUCAUCUAGAUACUGGAUAUGUGCUUAAGAAAAUAAAUGAGAGAUGUUUUAAAAAUGUUGCAACUUACUUACUACUACCUAGUUCAUGUUCAACCAUCAGUGGGCUUCACUCUAACCUUCUUGAGCUCUGCAUCGGCAUGAAUUUUAAGCCUGAACCCUACCCAUGCCCGUAACAUUCAGGCCUGAUUGCUUCUGCCAGAAGUACGAAAUCAGAAAUAGCUUCCUCCGUUAGUAAAUCCGUUAACUACAUAUGACUGAUCAAUCGGGAAUUACCUUAACAUUUUAGCAAGGAUCUCCCGCGAUACGGAUUGAAUCCAGACCUCAAUCUUUUCUCUGUGUUGGAGGGCAAGGAGAAGGAAUAGACACAGUGACGACCUUUUCCUUGAAGAUGAUUGAUUAACUGAAGGUGAUGACCUCAGUGUUUUAAUGUGAACGUCAAGGGCCCUUCUCCCUCACGGUUCUAGCAUUCUGUACAUUGCAAAGCAAAGAGUGGACGGAAUACUCUGCAGGGUAACAACGUAUAUUUGUGUCCAUCCCUGUGAUUUCAAUUAGGCCCCAAAAAGCGGCGGGGGAAUGGAAGGGUUUUAAUCCUCCCCAGCUGUGUCUAUCAAUUAGCCACACCAUUAAUCCCCAGGACCUAAAUCUCAUUAUAUAGAGCGCCUUUAAUAAGACACCCAGAGAGAGGGGAGAGAAAGGGGGGAGAGAUAUGGGCUAAAAGGAUGCAGCCUACAGUGAAAAGAUCAGAGCUACUGUAUAUGGGUACUUCAGAAACCUGAGAGGAUGGACAGAGCAGAACCUACAGAGGGAUGUUACAUUAUAUUCUUUAAAAAAGGGUUGUUUAAAAAAAAAGGGGGGGAGGGGGGGUUUGACCCAGGUUCACUCAGACCCAACUCUUGUUACUAGAGAGAGAGAGAGAGAGAGCUGUGCUGAUAGGCUUUGGGAGCAUGCUACAUACUGUGGCUGACAAUGAGGUGUGCUUUGAUUCCACAGUUAAUCUCUACACUUGAGAAGGAAGCCUGGCAUUAAGGAGAUUAAAUAUUCAAGCCUUCUAUGUAAUAAGGAAUCCUUCUAUAUAAUACAGAAUACUUUUAUUUGCAGUGCAUGGUGACUCACAUCUAGGGUUGCAAAGGGAUAUUACUGGAAACUUUCUAAGUUUACCAGUAAACUACCAGAAUUUUGGUAUCUUUCAAGGAUUUUAUGUAAUCGAUCAUAAAAUAUGCUUCAGAAUAUCACAGGUGAUUCUCUUUGUGUUCUUAUCACAUGUAAAAUAUAUGAAAUCAUUGAAUAAGAUUAUUUUUAAAUAGAAAAUGUAAUGACAAAACUGUAAAACAUUAUCCUAAACAUAAGCCAUCAAUUUAGUGAAUACCGUUGGUGUUACAGUUGAGGGUUUCAGUACGGAAUAUACUUUAUUUUAUAACCUUUUUUAAUAUAUAUUAUGUAAUUGUAUUGGCAUCAAACUGGUGGCAGUUGUGAAAAAAAUCAAUAGUUUUAGGAGUUGCAGAUGAUGAUGAUGAAAAGGAGAGUUACUUUAGUGUUUCUUCAAGGGUUAUGCUACUUCAAUAUAUACCAAACAUUAAGAACCCCCCAUUCUUGAUACACAUGGGAAAGUGUUAGGCCCAGUAGCGUUGCAGUUUCUGACACAAACAGAUACGCAUGGCACCUACUAUCAUAUCCCAUUCAAAGGCACUUAAAUAUUUUGUCUUGCCCAUUCACACUCUGAAUGGCACACAUACACAAUAUAUGUCUCAAUUAUCUCAAGGUUUAAAAAUGUCACCAAUUGAAGUGGAUUUAACAAGAGACAUCAAUAAGGGAUCAUAGCUUUUACCUAGAUUCACCUGGUCAGUCAAUGUCAUGGAAAGAGCUGGUGUUCUUCAUGUUUUGUAUGCUCAGUGUAUUGACAAGCAGUUCUUGUGGCUCUGCAUUGCUUGAUAAAGAGAAAGAAAAGCCAAGUUGAGGUGACUUGUUGAUAAAUGGUGUAUACUAAGCAAGAGCUUAGCAGUUGGCCAUCAGCCAGCCCCUUAUGUAUUGUAAAUAAAGUUCUCGUUUUCAAAUG
This is a messenger RNA of Oncorhynchus mykiss (rainbow trout), 6636 nucleotides long. RefSeq names its product cadherin-4. The record is from RefSeq and is a predicted model, not a curated record. Gene Ontology annotation, biological process: cell migration; multicellular organism development; adherens junction organization. Gene Ontology annotation, molecular function: beta-catenin binding; cadherin binding; calcium ion binding. Gene Ontology annotation, cellular component: catenin complex; adherens junction; plasma membrane. Lineage: Eukaryota; Metazoa; Chordata; Actinopteri; Salmoniformes; Salmonidae.